Molecule: messenger RNA, 602 nt
Organism: Solea senegalensis (Senegalese sole)
Lineage: Eukaryota; Metazoa; Chordata; Actinopteri; Pleuronectiformes; Soleidae
Product: nuclear transport factor 2-like
Exons: 5
Coding region: 103-495 (130 amino acids)
Biological process (GO): protein import into nucleus
Cellular component (GO): nuclear pore central transport channel
Source: RefSeq, a predicted model, not a curated record
AUUUGGAGGAAGCGGGAACUGGGUGUUCUUCCUCUAACGGGAUCGACUACCAUAUCCUCCACGCUGGUUGUCCCACAGAUUGUAAAAGUCUAAGCUUCUCCCAUGGCUUGUGAGAAAGAAAUGUGGCAGACCCUUGGAGAGGAAUUUGUCAAGGUCUAUUACAGCCAGUUUGACAACACUGACCGGAAGGGCCUCGGUGAACUUUAUUCUCCUGAUGCUUUUUUGACUUGGGAAGGAACAACUUAUAGAGGGAAAGAAGCAAUUGGAGGCAAACUAGCAAGCCUGCCUUUUCAGUUUAUUAAGCACAUUAUCACCAAACAAGACUGUCAACCUACAAUAGAUAGUUGUGUCCUAAUUAUGGUGUUUGGACAGUUAAAGGCAGAUGAUGAUCCACCAAUGGCCUUCCAUCAAGUGUUUAUGCUGAAGUGCGUGAACAAUGGAUGGGCCUGUACAAACGACGUGUUCCGCUUGGGGGUGCAUAACAUUGCAGUGUAACGUCGAUAUGUGGCCCUGAAACUAUGCCAAGAUCAAAACAUAAGCAAAAUUCCUCCACAAUGCCGAUGUGUCAGUAGAUUCAUGUCUAAUAAAAACAUUUAUUAGUA